Lasiosphaeria miniovina is the source of this 1512-nucleotide messenger RNA. RefSeq names its product SCA7, zinc-binding domain-containing protein. The coding region runs from base 155 to 1447 and encodes 430 amino acids. Gene Ontology annotation, cellular component: SAGA complex. The record is from RefSeq and is a predicted model, not a curated record. Gene Ontology annotation, biological process: RITS complex assembly; regulation of transcription by RNA polymerase II; regulatory ncRNA-mediated heterochromatin formation. Lineage: Eukaryota; Fungi; Ascomycota; Sordariomycetes; Sordariales; Lasiosphaeriaceae. The transcript has 3 exons.
AACUAGCCUAACUCCGGAGUAACUGCGUCGCUUUUGAACGAAGCUGGCCGCCAAACAUAUCAGCAUAAUUUCCGCAUUCCCGACUAGCCGGCUCAGUCAUCUUUCCGCAUGAGCGCUCGUUUUGAUAGUGGACGUGGUUGUUGCCGUGGCCACGAUGGAAUCGCGCAAAGCAGAUGAAGAGUCGACCACCAUCAAGGUCGCUUCUACCAAGAACUCGCUAGCCAAGACACCCGGUUCUCGCGGCGGAGCGAUAAAACUCAAGAAGUCUGCCUUGACACUCGUCAAAGCUGGCAAUUGGAAGGAAGCCGCUGUCGUUGAAGACGACAAGAAGAAGAACAAGGAUAAGGAUAAGGAUGGUGCCAUAACCGCCGUCUCCCCAAGCCCAAUUGUCAACCAGCUCGACGAGGCCCGCCGCGCUACCUUUAUCACUGGCCGCCCCCUCGAGGAUGGUCCCGAGAUCUACCAAUGCAAGCACUGCAAGAAAAGCGUCCUCAUCUCGGCUGCCCACGAGCACAUUGGCGCCUGUCUGAGGAUCAAGAAGGAAAAGGCGCAGCGCAAGAAAGAGGCCCGCGAGGCCCGUGAGCGCGCCAAAGAGGCCGCUCGCGAAGAGGAGGCCCGGAAAGCCGGUGGCGGUGAGGAACCCGACCGCCGAGAUGACGACGAUAGCGAUGCCGAAGAUAUAGCCGAUAGGAAAGGCCCCAACGCGGGCAAGACCACGGGCAAAGCUACGGGCAAGAAGACCGACGUGGCCGUUGGCGGUAAAAAACGGAAGGCCGAAACCGACAUUGAUAAGGGGUCCAAGACCAAGAAGAAAAAAGACGAGCCUAAGCCAAAGGUCGCUAAGCCGAAGGGCCCCGUGGACGUCGAGCGCCAGUGCGGCGUGCCGCUGCCGAACGGGCUAUUAUGCGCGCGGUCGCUUACGUGCAAAAGCCAUAGCAUGCUUGCUAAGCGUUCCGUCCCAGGCCGGUCGCUGCCCUACGACAUGCUCUUGACUGCGUAUCAGAAGAAAAACCAGGCUAAGCAGCAGAAGGCUGCCAUCGACGCAAAUACGGUGCAGACGGAGGAAGAAGACCAGAACGCCGUCUCGGUAGACAGCGAUGAAGAGACCGCCGCUGUCAUGAGCGCUUUGGCGCACUGGAAUCCCCAACCGGUUGUGCCGCAGCCUGUAUUUGCGCCCAUAAAACGGCAAUACCAGCUUGCGCGACUACAUGAACAGCUGCAAGCGGCAACUAACGGUGGCCGUGUCAACAUAUUCAAGGUUGUGGGCUUCGGCGCCCAGCGGCUCCCAGAGAACCAUCCGGCCAACCAGGCGAACAACUUGUAUGAUAAUGAUGAUGCCCAAGGCGAACCUGAUACAGCCGUGAUGGGCAAUUUCUCGCGGAGAUCUUCUAGCUUCAGUCUUUCAGGACCACCCCAACGACGGCCGUCUGUGUCCAGCCGAGCUUAGAAUGCUCGGAAUCCCGACGAGUCGUCGCCGCCUAGGUACCGCAAGUCCCCGCCACAAGAGCCUGA